AUCAAGGCUAAAAUUAAUUAAAAACAAAGUUUUGCGUCUCUAGUGUGUCUUGAGAACAAAGAAAACUCCGAGAGCUGCAAAACACAAAACUUUGAGCUCAACUGAAGCUGUAGUAGAGAAGAAUAAAGGCAAAUAUGAGUAGCAUAGGAACCGGAUAUGAUCUAUCGGUGACGACAUUCUCGCCGGACGGCAGAGUAUUUCAGAUCGAAUACGCCGGAAAAGCAGUCGAUAACAGUGGUACUGUUGUUGGAAUCAAAUGCAAGGAUGGAAUCGUCUUGGGAGUGGAGAAGCUAAUAGCCUCCAAAAUGAUGUUGCCGGGAUCAAAUCGUCGAAUUCAUUCUGUUCAUCGCCAUUCUGGCAUGGCUGUUGCAGGUUUGGCUGCAGAUGGGAGGCAGAUUGUUUCCCGAGCCAAGUCUGAAGCAACCAGCUUUGAAAGUGUAUAUGGUGAGCCAAUUCCAGUGAAAGAACUUGCAGAGCGUGUUGCUAGUUAUGUGCAUUUAUGCACACUGUAUUGGUGGCUCAGGCCUUUUGGAUGUGGGGUGAUUCUUGGAGGGUAUGAUAGAGAUGGACCUCAACUAUACGUGGUUGAGCCUUCUGGUGUCUCCUAUAGGUACUUCGGUGCUGCUAUUGGAAAGGGAAGGCAAGCUGCUAAAACAGAAAUUGAGAAGUUAAAGUUAUCUGAAAUGACCUGUCGACAAGGGAUUAUUGAGGUAGCUAAAAUAAUUUACGGAGUACAUGAUGAGGCAAAGGACAAGGCAUUUGAACUUGAAAUGAGCUGGGUAUGUGAUGAGUCUAACCGCCAACAUCAGAAGGUUCCUGAUAAUCUUUUAGAGGAAGCAAAGGCUGCAGCUAAAGCUGCACUUGAGGAGAUGGAUGCCGAUUAAGGGUUCAGAUAAGAUUUGGUUAUUUCGUUCUUAUUGAAUGAUCUAUCUCUACCAUGUUAACGGGAUUUUUCCACCACUGUGAUGAUGAAAGCGAUUUAUAGUAUCUUGUAAUUCUGAACUGUAAGCUUUACAACUCCCAAGUUUGAAAAUCCAGAGUAAUAGUUUGCAUUUUAAAACGAUGAAUCUGAUUUUUGUUGUUAAUUUUCUUGUAGUAAUCUUUGGUCUAUAAAGAAUGUUAAACGGUAUCCCCUU
This is a messenger RNA of Solanum tuberosum (potato), 1136 nucleotides long. Its product is annotated as proteasome subunit alpha type-3. The transcript has 9 exons. NCBI's taxonomy places the organism in Eukaryota, Viridiplantae, Streptophyta, Magnoliopsida, Solanales, Solanaceae. The coding region runs from base 135 to 884 and encodes 249 amino acids. Gene Ontology annotation, cellular component: proteasome core complex; proteasome core complex, alpha-subunit complex. The record is from RefSeq and is a predicted model, not a curated record. Gene Ontology annotation, biological process: ubiquitin-dependent protein catabolic process.